GCAAUUUCUAAUUGUGGCAAAUAAUUCUGUGACUAUUGCAAAUAAAAACGUGCACCGUUGGCUUAAAAGCAAUGUAAAUUUAGACUCGAACCGCUACAGCGGAAAAUAGUUUUUAUCGCAAUUUUCUGGAAAAACUGUAGCUGUCGAUAGGAGUAGGUUUGGAAAACAAAAAAACUUGGAAAACAAAAAAACUAAAUUAAUUUAUUAAUCGGAGGAAAAAGUAGCAACGUGUACUUGGUGGAGUAGCGGAUUAAUUUUGUUGGCUAAAGAUAAAACCAAAAGGAAGUUAAAAAUUUCAUCAACCACAUCGACGGAGUGAAAGUGUCCUACGAAAAUGAAUCCAGCAGGCCCCAAUUACCAAAUGGCGUCUCUGUACGUUGGCGAUCUGCACGGGGACAUCACCGAAGCUAUGUUAUUUGAGAAAUUCUCAUCCGCGGGCCCCGUUCUGUCCAUUCGUGUUUGCCGAGACGUGGUCACCCGCCGAUCCCUGGGAUAUGCCUACGUCAACUUCCAGCAACCAGCAGACGCUGAACGUGCCCUCGAUACGAUGAACUUUGAUUUGAUCAAAGGACGUCCGAUCAGAAUAAUGUGGUCACAGCGGGAUCCGUCCCUGCGUAAAUCGGGCGUUGGCAAUGUGUUCAUCAAGAACCUGGACAAGAAUAUUGACAACAAAGCUAUGUACGAUACAUUCUCGGCCUUCGGUAACAUCCUUAGCUGUAAGGUUGCCCAGGAUGAGAAGGGAAAUUCCAAAGGAUACGGAUUCGUGCACUUUGAAACAGAAGAGUCUGCCAACACUUCGAUCGAGAAAGUCAACGGCAUGUUGCUAAACGCUAAGAAAGUCUUCGUUGGCCGCUUUAUCCCACGCAAGGAACGCGAGAAGGAGCUCGGAGAGAAGGCCAAACUGUUCACCAACGUUUACGUUAAGAACUUUGGCGAUGAAUUGAGCGACGAAACAUUGAAGGAUAUGUUUGAGAAAUACGGUACGAUUACGAGUCACCGUGUGAUGACCAAGGACGGAAAGAGUCGUGGUUUCGGAUUUGUUGCUUUCGAAAAUCCAGAAGCAGCUGAACAUGCCGUUCAAGAACUGAACACCAAGGAAUUGGGCGAUGGAAAAGUAUUGUAUGUUGGACGAGCUCAGAAGAAGAAUGAACGGCAAAUGGAGCUCAAACGUCGUUUCGAGCAACUGAAGCUCGAACGUCUAACCCGUUAUCAAGGUGUCAAUUUGUACGUCAAAAAUUUAGAUGAUACAAUUGAUGAUGAACGUUUGCGUAAGGAGUUCGCUCCUUUCGGUACAAUUACAUCGGCCAAGGUCAUGUUGGAGGAAGGAAGAUCCAAAGGAUUUGGAUUUGUUUGUUUCUCUGCUGCCGAGGAAGCUACGAAGGCUGUCACUGAGAUGAAUGGCCGUAUUGUUGGUACCAAGCCGUUGUAUGUUGCCCUGGCUCAGCGCAAGGAAGAUCGUAAGGCUCAUUUGGCCUCACAAUACAUGCAGCGCAUGGCCAAUAUGCGUAUGCAGCAUAUGGGACAAAUCUUCCAACCUGGAAGCAACGGAGGAUAUUAUGUACCUACAAUCCCACAACAACCACGAUUCUUUGGCAAACAGGUUAGCCAGAUUCGUACAACCCCAGGAUGGUUCCGUGCUAAUGCGGCUAAUCAAACUGCUGUUGCGGCCAAUGCUGCUGGUGGUGCUUAUCCAGCCAUGGCUGCUGCAUCUGCUAAUGCUGGAAAUCAAUAUCGCCAGGCCGGAAACGUUCGUGCUGCCCAGCAACAAGCUCCAAAUGCACAAGCAGCAGCAGCCUCCGCUAUGCGCAACCCAGCUCGUCCGAUUACUGGUCAACAAGGUGGAGCUAACAUGCAAACUCGUCCAGUGGCUCCGCAAAUGGCAUCCAAUCAACCACGUACAACCAACUACAAGUACACACAGAACAUGCGUAACCCGCCAGCUCCACAAGGCGCUAUUCCUCCUCAACCCGUGCCCCAACAAGCCGUCCACGUUAAAGGACAAGAACCGCUCACUGCUACUAUGUUGGCUGCUGCUCAACCGGCUGAGCAGAAACAGAUGUUAGGUGAACGUUUGUUCCCGUUGAUUGAGCCGAUGUAUCCUUCGAUCGCCGGUAAAAUUACUGGAAUGUUGCUCGAGAUUGACAACUCUGAGCUGGUUCACAUGUUGGAACACAGCGAGGCCUUGAAGGCCAAGGUUGACGAAGCAGUUGCUGUACUGCAUGCUCACCAGCAAAAGAAUCAACCGCAGUAAAUAGGAAAUUAUCCUAUAAUUCUAAAAAUUGGUUAGAUGCGACUUAUUUGAAUUAUAACUUUCAUGAGGGCUUAUGUUUACUAUCAAUCAAGUAUGCUUCUUUGGAGGCCUCACAAGCUAAGCUACCAGCUAAAUUUUUUUUCUUUUGAAGGAUUGGUCCCCUCAUUGAUUCAUUUCUAAAUUAUCUUUUACUCAACGACGAAUGACGAAAAUUACAGAAGAGAACUGAUUGAAGAGUAAAUCUCUAUAUUGAAUAAAAUUAAACUUUUUGUGCUGUUGAUUAGCAUAAAAUCAACUUUCUUGCAACUAUUGAUUCAAAAACGAGGUACAUCAAGCUUAUUCAACUAAAUUUCAUCAGCAUUUCGUGAAGGUGACCUUGCGGGAUAACUUUUGAAGUAGAAGAUGUUAAUUCAACGCAAAAUAUGUAUGAUUGAAUCUUAUUCUUGUAGUCGCACUAAUGAAGAAUUAAACAAAAUAAAAUACUAUUACUGUUGGCGAAACAGCUGGGUUGAAAUUUAAAACAUUAGGCUCUAUUUCUUUUUGCUUUUUACGCAUUAUUUGAUUUUUUUGGUUUUUGGUUAAUGGAAAAAAUAAAAUAAAAAAAUACAAAUAAUACAAAAAAAUAGAAAAGUAUAAAACCAGUAAAAAUGCAACAUUAUAUAUAAUAAACAUAAAAAAACAAAAAAAAUGGAAAAAUGAUUAUCAUCAGUAGCGUUGCAGCACAUAGGCUUAGUUUACUGCAACUAAGUUUAUUUGCCAGACUACGCUUUCGAGGUAAUCCUCAAUGAAAAUGAAUACACGAUAUAAAAUCAUAUUUCAAAUAAAAAUCAACAAACUAUAAAGGCGCAGAGAGGGUAGAAAAAUUCAAAUUAUGGAUAUUAAACUGAACACAACCGAUGCGACAGUCUCAAAGAAAAAGUAACGAUGAAAAGCUUACAGAAAAAUCAUUAAAAAAAACUGAAAAAUCCAAAUCUGAAAAUCCAGAUAAAAAAUGCUAGCAGGAGAUUGCACCUAAAAACCAAACACUCACAUUGUUUAAUGCCUUUUUUUUCAGUAUAACUACAACAUAUUGUAGCAUCUUUUUGCUUGAAUUUGUAAGCGUUACUAUGCAUAGGCGCAAUUCGUUGCACUGAAAACAAGAUCUUCGGAAGCACAAUAUAUGGCAUGUAGCAUGAGCCCCGAACAACAUCAGGCGGUAAUGUGCAAAUAUUUCGCUCUAUGUAUUUCAACCUUACCAAUUCUUUGAAGUGGAAAGUAAUCUCAUUUACCCUUAGCCUUUGUCGACAUAAAACCCGACACUUAACAACAAAAGCAUUCUGUCUUCAUCAUGAUAAACCCCUCUCUUAAAAAGGCAUGAACUAUUUGAAGAUCAGGAAUGUGAGGUUUUCUUCUUUUUUCCUUUCAUUUCUUCACAGAAAAUUUAAACUAUUUUUACAGAAAAAUACAGUCUAUGAAAUUGACCAACACAUGUUCAGAAAAAAAUCUGUUUUUAAAUACAACAAGUAUAGAAGUUCUCUAUUUCGAUUGAAACAAAAUGCUAAAAUAAUAAUCAUAAUUAUGAUCCAAUAAAUAUGUUGAGUUUUUCCUUUCAAUUUUUCUAAAUUUAAAUAAAAUUUCACUUCCAUAGAA
Uranotaenia lowii is the source of this 3880-nucleotide messenger RNA. It is a transcript of the gene pAbp, whose product is annotated as polyadenylate-binding protein. Gene Ontology annotation, cellular component: cytoplasmic stress granule; nucleus; cytosol. Gene Ontology annotation, molecular function: poly(A) binding; mRNA 3'-UTR binding; poly(U) RNA binding. The coding region runs from base 335 to 2251 and encodes 638 amino acids. The record is from RefSeq and is a predicted model, not a curated record. Lineage: Eukaryota; Metazoa; Arthropoda; Insecta; Diptera; Culicidae. The transcript has 4 exons.